CUGGCGGUUCCGCUCUCUCUAUGCUUCGCCAGUGGGCCGCGGCCGGAAGGGGGACCAAGUUUUAAUGGCGGCUUCAAGCACCGCGGCUGUCGUCGGGGGGACGCGCGAGUCCGGCUCCGGGGCCGCGGGGCAGGGGCGGAAGAAAGCCUACGGCAAGCUUGAAAAGCCGUCUGCUUCUGCGUUUGUGCCAAGGAUGCGCAUAUAAAUCAGUCGAGCGAGGACUGUAACGUGCUUCCUGUAAACGUGUGAUUGUGGAAGGGCGCAGUGAAGGCGCUUCCUCAAAGUAUGAGUGCAGCUGGCGCUGCAAGUGAUGCCCUCGUCCACCAGGUGAUCCUCAUAGAAACUACUAAAGACUACAAAGAAUUGAUUCUAGGCAAAAUAACAGUGAAAUAGAUUGUACUGAUCAAGUAAGAUGGAUCCAUGUUCAGUUGGAAUUCAACUUCAAGUUGCCAAUGAGUGUCAUAAGACCUACUAUACUCGUUACAUUGGCUUCAAGACUAAACAAGAAAUACCAUCAUCAGAUCUGAUGUUACUUCAGCUUAGGACUGGAAUGUCUCUUUCUGAGAACAAUACAAUCUGCUUCCAUCACGCCACAAUUUACAUUGACAGAUUUGAAGACAUGCAAAGAUCAUGUUGUGACCCAUUUAAUGAGCACAGAAAAUUAUCAAAGAAAAAUUUACGUGCAAUUGACUUACAUGAUGCAACUUUUCUAAGUGCCAAGUUUGGAAGACAGUUUGUACCUGGCUGGAAGCUUUGUCCAAAGUGUAUGCAGAUAAUCUAUGGACGUGUGGAAGUUGAUUCUGAAGAUCGCCAAAGAAGGAAACUUGAUUCAGACGGACGAACAGCUAAAGCUUUGAAGUCCCUGCAGUUUGCUAAUCCAGGACGACAGACUGAAUUUACUCCAGAAACCAGUAAAAGAGAAAAAAGAAGGCUACAAACAAAAAGUAUAUCAACUAUUUCUGACAGGCAAAUUAUACCAGCAAAGAGUAAAGUCUAUGAUAGCCAGGGACUUCUGAUUGUCAGUGGGAUGGACCUCUGUGACUGUCUUGAUGAAGAUUGCCUGGGAUGUUUCUAUGCUUGUCCCAAGUGUAGUUCCAAUAAAUGUGGAGCUGAAUGCCGCUGUGACCGCAAGUGGUUAUAUGAACAAAUUGAAAUAGAAGGAGGAGAAAUUAUUCGCAAUAAACACGCUGGUUAAUGUACAAAUAUAUAUUGAUUGAUGUAUUGCAUCUAAAUACGGAACUUAGCCUGUUGAAAAUGAGUGGAAUCCAUCAUCACACAUACAUUAAGUGUUUACAGUUCCAUAUCCAUGUUGAUCUGAUUUUUAGAAAGGCUCUUUAUCAUGUUGGUGUAUUGUCACACUUCAUACCACCUUAUAUUCAAUUUACGCAAAUCAGCAACGUGACUGAAUUGUUGCAGUGCAUUAGUAGUUAAUGAAAUAUUGUAUCGAAGUGCAGGGGGAAAAUGCUAAAAGAAAUCUGGAAUUAGCUACUUCAUAGUCCCUCUCUAUAGAGAAUACUAUUUUCAUGCAUCUCUUCUUGAUCAAUCUCUACCUUUAAAGACUCAGUGUUUCUGCUUAUAUUUAAUGUGUCUUUAAUUUAAACUACUACACAUUUUAAACUUAAUUCAUUGGCAGUCAUAUCCAGUAUUAUGUGUUGCAUAAUCGUAAAUACUCUGUCUUCUAAAGUGAGAUGUGGACCUGCCUUCCAUCAGACUUAAAAAGGAUCAACAGCAUGUCCAAUGCACUGGAAAUAUUGAGCUGGAUAUUUUGGGGGGGGAUGUCAGUCCAGUAAAAGAAUGUGGUGUCCUGUUUUAUUAUUCAGGCAACUGCUUUUAGCUGAAUUUUGUAUAGCCUUAUUGAAAUUACUUGGGAUUAGAGAUAGUGUUUUGUACGCAAAAGUUGGAUGUAGUUAGUCCAUGUUAGACUGAUGACUAUUUCAAUUUGUUUACUUAGUAGCUGAAAAUCACCCAAAAGUCUUCCUUCCAUUAAUAUUCAGACUAAAUAUAGGCAAACAAAUCAGUCAGAUUUGAAUGUUAUUCCUUUGAUUGAAACUGUAUCCCUGACUUCACACCAAAUGAAUGUUUUAUACCCAUGUCAUAGAAAAAUUCAUGGAAAGUAGAUUUUUUUAUGGUAGAAGUUCUAACAAACUUUUAAAGAGUAGCAUUUGUACUGUUAAGCAAUCUCAACCUUUUGGAUGAUAUAAAAAAAUCUUACUGGGAGUUUUGGCGUGUCAAAUUUGUAUUUAUGGAAUUAUUCACAUCAGCGGUGCUCAAGGAGUUAGUUGCCUUCUUGAUAAAAUUUACUAAUGGCAGAUUUCAUCAUUCUGCUAUUUUAUUAUUUAGUACAUAACUUUCAUUUCAAUAGAUUUGCAGCUAUAGAACUAAUUUUUAAGUUGUGCAUAGCUGGAUAUGAAAUUAUUUUUACUAACCUUAUCUCUCUAACUUACACUGACAUCUGCUGGUACUGAUGAAAUACUAAGCAGCAAUUCAAACUCGGUGCAUUUUUUAAUCUGUUCACUUACUGGGAUAGUCUUUUUAUUAGAUUUUGUGUUCACUGACUAGUAACUACAAUUUUCUUAUAUAGUAUGUAAAAAAUAUAUAUGUUAGUAGUUUAAGUUCUUUGUAACUUCUGUGUAGUAUCACAAUAUUAAAGCACAGUCUCAUCAACUUGGUAAAAUAUACUUAAUCUUUCAAUUUCCUACUUCAGUAGGAAAGUUGUCAAGUUACUAAGUAAAUUGAGGGUAAAACUGUCUUAAGCCCUGUCCAAUCAAAAUAGAACUGUUUUUAGAUUAACAGUUUUCCAAAAACGCUGGAUAUUUUAGUGGCUUUUGCCAAGUUGCUUUAGCUAGAAGGGUUUUUGUUUUUUUGUUUGUUUUUUUUAAAGCUUGGUUUUAUUGUAGUGUAAUAUAAUAUUCCUCAGAACUCUGUUCAUAUAUCCAAUUCACUCUUCCUUCUACCAGGUGGUCCCAAAGGAUUUUAUUUCUCUGUUCAGUUUCAUCCCUCUCCUAAUUAAAGUGUAAAGGUUAUAAUAUCUGCUCUUUAAAGGGGCUCUGCUCCUGUAGCUUUCUCCUGUUUCAUAAAUCAAAAAAAAAGUCUAGCUGUGGCUUAUGGUAUAGUUUUUAGAACAAAGAUGAUAUUAAGUGCUUAAAAUAUCAUCAUAACUUAAAAUAUAAGCUUUAGUUACUGAUUUGGUUGUUCUCAGAAGAUUUGCUAUGGAUAGUGAGUUUUAACUUCUCAGAGCCUGACUAUUCACCCCAACAUGAGCACGUAAAGAUUGAUUUGCAGAGAUUAAGGGUCUUUUGAUGCAUAGGUUUGGUGCACAGUGGCAAGGAAGUGAAGGUGUUUCAUUUUGCUCAAGUGAAUUUCAGCCUAGCUGCCUGUUACUGGCUAGCUUUAAAUAUGAAUCUGCUUAUUUGCCUGGAGAGUUAACAGCUGGAUACAAUGUUAGCAACAUGAGGAAGUCAUGUUAUCUUAGUUCUAAAAAUUGGUAUUCACAUCCCAUUUGAAUUUGCAUACCUUGUAAAAUGCAGUUGCUUUAUCCUGAAUACAUGACCUCCAGGGGAGGGAGGAGUGCAGCGGCAGGGUAGUUAAUACCUUAAGUUCAAGCUCUGUUUCGGACUUCCACUUCAGAUGUAAUGCUAGCCACAUCUUUCUUGUGUGUUGUUGGCUAUAGGAAGUGUUAUGCAUUAGGCAUACUAAUCCAAUAGGUUCUUAGGGUCAGGAGGAUCUUUGACCUGACUUAGGCUUUGGCAUCAUUGCUGCUUCCAAGGCAUCUUUUAUAAAACUAGUGGUUAGGAUAUUUGCAAAGUGGUAGAGCUGGAUAUCCUCUUUCACAACUGGAGGAAACAAACCUACCUCCCAGAAGAGCCUAUAUGCUAAAUUCUAGUAUUUGGAUUCCACUGAUACAAGGCAUCUAAAAUGUAGGUAUUGAAGUGAUCAAGAUCCUGCUUCAGGUUGCUCUGGUGCUGAAAGGAAACUGAAAAUCUUUCAGCAAGAGUGGCACAAUUAUUGUAUGUGCAAUCUGUAUUUUUAAUGCUUUUUGUAGCACCAGUUCAUAUAGACCGGAAAGGGUAUUAAAUACUUCUAAGUAAAUUCAAUAUGUUGUUUUGUCUCAUCAGAUCUAUUGUGAAGACAGAGAAAUACUGUUAAAUAUCUAAAUAUCAUGUCAAGCAAUCACUGGACAUGAAACAAAACUAAAGGUAUAUGCAAUAAAAAUGGAUCUCCUCCCUGCUUCCCUUCGUUUUUCAUGAGUAUAUCCAUGUUCCUUCCCUUUCCAUCGAGCAUUCAGAUAAUAUUCUAGUAAAGAACUGACGGAUGAACUUGUUACCUCUCAUAUGUUCCCUUUUCAUUCCCAAGGUUCCCUAACAUCUAUGUUUUAUUGUUGAAAAAUACAUCAGAAAUUAAUGAAAGCAAGAUUUGUAGAAAUGGUCCUUUUUAUUAAAAAAUGCUCGUUAUAUGUUU
Molecule: messenger RNA, 4458 nt
Organism: Alligator sinensis (Chinese alligator)
Lineage: Eukaryota; Metazoa; Chordata; Crocodylia; Alligatoridae
Gene: ARL14EP
Product: ADP ribosylation factor like GTPase 14 effector protein
Exons: 5
Coding region: 413-1195 (260 amino acids)
Cellular component (GO): intracellular membrane-bounded organelle
Source: RefSeq, a predicted model, not a curated record